Molecule: messenger RNA, 1002 nt
Organism: Zophobas morio
Lineage: Eukaryota; Metazoa; Arthropoda; Insecta; Coleoptera; Tenebrionidae
Exons: 3
Coding region: 248-835 (195 amino acids)
Source: RefSeq, a predicted model, not a curated record
UGUCAUGCGGCUUUCUAUUUUUUGUAUUUACUUUAGCGUCCUACGUCCUUCCAAAAAGUGUUUUCUACGCACAAAUUUUUUAUAAUUGAUAUUUUUAAAUUUGAUGUAACUCAAGAAGAAUCUUCGAGGAUCGAAUUAAUGAGGUAGAUGUGCAAGUGGCAACAGUGUUGUUAUUUUCUUUUUUUAGUUUUUUGAAAUUUGGAAUGCAAACAAAAAAUUUAAUGUGACGAAAGAAUCAAGUACAAAAAUGCCUCACCGUUACUCCACAGCUUUUUCUCAUAUUGUUUUGGCUGGAACAGGAAUUUAUUGUUUAGUCCAAAUCAAAGGCCAGGCGGCACAUCUACCCCACUUCACGUUUGGAAUAAUCACAGUAAAUUCGUUAAUCGGAGUCUGGAGGUGGGGAAAUCCUGAUUAUGGUGAUAAGGCUGAUGGUAUCUACAAAUUUACUUCCUAUAUGCAGUUGUUGUUUGCUCUUCCAUGUAUCACAACGACUUUGUGGUUAGGCUAUGGAUAUGAUAAAUAUAUAAGCUGGGCGUUUACGAUAAUGCCACUUAUUCCACUUGUGUGCCACCUGGCUGAUUCUUCUUCCGAUGAAAAGAUUGAAGAACUGGUAAUACCAAUUAACAUAAUUGCUGUCGGGGUGGUGGCAUUUAUGGCAGAAAACUAUUGGGGGGUUGCAGCUGCCGUGUCAUACGCAAUUAACCACUAUAUUGUACUGAAGCAAGGAGACAGUUUGGAAGGUAUACCUGCUCAAGAUCUGUACAACUACGGCCUAUGCUUCUUCGCAUACUUUGCGCUACGAGCCAUUGGAGAAAAUAUUGUACUAAACUUUUGAUACAUCUGUAUAUUUGACCAAUUUUUAUAACUGUUCGCUUUGAAAAUUGCAUAUCAUUGUUGUCAUGUACCUAUAUAUUUUUAUAUAUGAUGUUUCAGCUAUUAUUGUUUACUAUACUGUAUAUGACAAAAUUGUAUGUUGAAUAAAUAUAUACAACGUUUUGCCAA